Lindgomyces ingoldianus is the source of this 156-nucleotide messenger RNA. RefSeq lists its product as uncharacterized. Lineage: Eukaryota; Fungi; Ascomycota; Dothideomycetes; Pleosporales; Lindgomycetaceae. The annotation marks the transcript as partial. The transcript has a single exon. The record is from RefSeq and is a predicted model, not a curated record.
GUCGACGCUAUAUGUAUUAAUCAAAGAGACGGCAAUGAAAAGAGCUGGCAGGUACAACUCACGAGAGGCAUAUAUCAACAUGCAAGUCACGCCACCGUUUGGCUAGGACCUUCCAACACCAGUACCGACCUCGCCAUGGACUAUUUGAAGAGACUU